Molecule: messenger RNA, 2086 nt
Organism: Acaulospora colombiana
Lineage: Eukaryota; Fungi; Glomeromycota; Glomeromycetes; Diversisporales; Acaulosporaceae
Source: the annotation of a GenBank genome assembly
CCAACUGCCUGACACUCAAGUUCUCAUCGUACCUUCAAGUAAUUCAGUCGAAUUCCAAAAUGGGUACUUGGGUGUAGAUCAAACAAGUUCUGUGGAUGGAGAGGAUGCUGAUACGUACCCAAGGACCAUUUCACUAGUGACUGCAGAGCGUGAUCCCUUCUCUGAAGUGCAAUUGGCUAGCCACGCUAUAGAACUAUUUAAUUCGCUAUCAACUACCACACCUGGAACAUCUUCUAGUUCGAAUUCAAGGCCGCCCUCGAUCUCUUAUUUCUCGAUACCACUGACAAAUGACUUGCCACAAGCUUUACGCACUCCUCGGUCUUCAAUAUCGCAUCAGCUUAUUGCAACAUUAUUUCCCUCAGAUACAAACCGAGAAGCACUUGUCACGGCCCUAAACGUCGAUAUAAGACGCUAUUCCUCGCCGACUUUAUCUAAUCCUAUUUCACCUGCCACGUACUCUAUAACCUCUCCCGUGCGCAUUGACAUCGAAGUUCCCCGUAUCAUAUACCGGCUCGGAGAUGUCAUACCUGUCUAUUUAACUAUUCCGAUACCUACUUCCUCCCAAAUUCUCCAACAGGGGUUCAAACUACGAAACGUUGUAGUGGAGCUUGUCCGCACAACAAAAUUGCUGCUACCCCACGAACAAGCCAAUUCGAAGGAGUCGGUAUCGGGCUCAACAAAGUCACCUACUGCAAUCAAUUAUGCCAACCCGGGACCGUCGAACGAACAAGCAUCUUCUUCGACGCCAUUAGAAGAUACAAAGCUAGCCACCGAGAGAGGUGAUAAUGACAAUGUGCAGGACGAGAUACCCAAUUUUUUCAAGACUGUUUUAACUCGUACUGGCGCUCCUGCACGAUUCCAUUCAUCGCGGCCUCUACGUCUUCGGUUACUUCUACAAGCAUCGUCGUUACCAUCCAGCCCAGCUGCUCCUCCCACGGACACCGUGAAUUAUUCUAAUGGGUCCUCUGAUUGCUCGAUUACUCAACACACCACCCUGCAUUCUGUCGAUUUCUCUCUCGACGUUACCAUCUCAUUUUUGCACCACCAGGCUCAUGGAACAGGUACAGAAGAACCGCAUCCCCCUCAAGAUAGUACCUCAAUCUCAGUUCCUAUCACCUUACUUCCACCUGUUGUCAAAAAUCGUCAAGCAUCCGAGGAGGUGACUAUGGAAACUGCAUACCAUAAAAAAUUUGAUAAGCCGCCUACUCAAACCAACAGAGAGUCAGAUGCUGAUAUUGGGCCUCCGGGACCAAGUGCAUCGGGGGCUCCACCACCAUUUGAUGAACGGGAUGCUCCUCCCCCUCCAUUUGUUCAUUCAGACCCCCAAUCUGCACAGGCAGGGACCUCGAGAUUACCAACCUUCCUUGAAUCAGAGGCUCAUUAUGUGGUUCCGAUGUUGGCAACUUCAAGCUCUUCACAGGUGCCGUACCGGGCCUAUCAUGCCACAGAGUCUACUUUUCAGUCAUCUCGGUCAUCUGAUGUGCCGGAAAGUAGAGAAAGGGUUCUAAAUAUUGAAGGAGAGGGGGAGAUAUUUGGCUUCAAGCCAGAAGACCAGUUCGAUGGUCUAGAAGCAUCCUUCGGAGGUAGCGCAGAGCCUCCUCCAGCUAUCGAUGCGGUCGAGAGUGAUACUAAUGUCACAGCCUUGGCUGACCUGGUGGAUCAACCUGAGCAGGCUCUGAAUGCUAUUGGACGUGGACUAGGCAUAUCGGCAGUAGUUGAUACUGUCUACGUUGGCAGGCGAGAGAGCGAGAUGGAUCGUUUGGGACAUGCAUUACAGAUGGAAGCCGACGAGGCACCCGCACCACCUUUUAUGGACGACCCUGCAGAUCCACCCCCAGGUAUUGACAUGGAAUAUCGAACCUCUCCUCCACCUUUUCAAACAAGCGGCCCCGAGACUGAUCUUAUAGGAGCACAAAUCCCUCCCACCGAUUUACCGCCUUCCAUUGAAGACAUCGUACUGCCUCCAAACUCACUCCCCAGUGAGGACAUUAGUGGCCAAUCCGCACGACCACCCCCUUAUCUUAACACCCCUGCUCAAAUAGACGGGCAACAUCGACCACCUCCUUACGUAGACUUACGACCUUGA